AUGGCUGACAAUACUUCCGAGGCUCGUCAGUUCACCUUCGUCCUCCACGAGGGUCAACAGGGUCUCCGUAGCCAUGCUAUGCGAGAAUACUGGAAGAAGAGGCACCAACAGAAAAGGGAAGAAGAGAGGGCUAAACCACAGCCCCUUCGUCACCUACUACCAGGCAAGGAAUCAGGCGCAGAGACAGCAUCGAGCACCACGAGCGGUCCAUCGCCCUUACCAUCAUCGAAUAACGGCUCCCCCACCGCGCUGUCAGUUGUCUCUCAAGAGAGACAACCUUCCACCGAAGCUCAGUACGCCCCGUCAAACCGGUCGGUGACUCAUGAGCCAGUUGGGUCACCAGAUCAUAAGCCGCCUUUGCCUGGUAUCCCAGCUCAAGCUCUCACCGGAUUAAAUUAUGCUCUUGCCUAUACCCGGCUGGAUCCGUUCGAUACAUUCCCCGUAAAGCUGGGCGCCAAACACCACAAGCUUCUUCACCACUGGCUCACUACCCACGCUACUAUGAUGUUUGAGGAGCUCCCGAUGCCUUCAUUCAAUCCGAUGCGCGACGUCUGGUUUCCACUGGAUCUCUCGAAUGAAGCCUCGUUCAACGCCAUCAUGGCACAUGCGGCGGCUCACCUAGACCAGAUGCAUGGUCUCAGAGCCUCGACUGACGCAUUGCUAUUCAAAGCCGAGGCUGUCCGGAUUGUAUCGACAUGGCUGAACGAUCCGGCCCGUGCCCUAAGCGAUGAGGUCUUUGCUGCCGUUCUCCGUCUAUUAACUUUCGAGAGGUAUUGGGGAACCGAGUCAGAGUGGCGAAUUCAUCGUGAUGGACUCCAGCGCAUGAUCGAGGCCCGUGGUGGAAUUGAAGCCCUCCAGAGUAAUUGGCGUCUCGAACUAGUCACAUUCUUAGUUUCCCUCAUGUCGAAGCCCUCCUGGUUUGACUCCUCCAACCGCAUUUGGGAGAUAUGCGAACAGCCAUUUACACCCGAUUUACAUCCUAUAAUGGGAGAUAUGGAGAAUCUGCAUCGUGUACGCUGCCUAUGGCUCAUUUCCUUUAUACAGGAUAUGCGCACCUUGAUGGGCGGUUCGUCACGGCUUUACUUGAGUGGGCUGUCUUUCUAUACAGCUGUACGAGAUGCUGCAUUACUCCUGUGGGCCGACUCUAAACAUCACACAUACACGGCCAUGCAUCGACCCGAGUGUACCCCUGCGGAAUUUCGCCGACUGGCAUGUUUAUUUUUCAUUAGUGUGUUGUUGCAAGGGUCUAUGUCGACCCAUGAAUACGCCGUUUCUCCUUCCUCGCCCCAGGCCCCUAUGAACUCGCCGGUUCUCGACGACCUAUUACUUCUCGAUACUUACCUGGACUGCUCGCGCCCAUUGUGGCAGGGGUCUGUGGAAAAACUUCACACGGCUCUAUUCCGCGACUUUACGGGUCUCCCUGAUGGCCCACAGAAGAUGAAAUAUGUCUUGAACAUGACUGAUGUGCUCCGGUGCAUGAGUGUUGAAGCGCGUCGCGGGGUCGAAAAAUGCUUGUUAAAUAUGCUAUGCCGCACCAAAGGAAGCGAACUUCGGUUCUCCCCUGAUGAUGACUGGACACCGGAUUCUUUGUUAUCAUCCUUCCAUGGAAUCUGA
Paecilomyces variotii is the source of this 1614-nucleotide messenger RNA. RefSeq names its product fungal-specific transcription factor domain-containing protein. The transcript is spliced from 4 exons. The coding region runs from base 1 to 1614 and encodes 537 amino acids. Lineage: Eukaryota; Fungi; Ascomycota; Eurotiomycetes; Eurotiales; Thermoascaceae. The record is from RefSeq and is a predicted model, not a curated record.